This is a messenger RNA of Candida dubliniensis CD36, 2622 nucleotides long. It is a transcript of the gene SSY1, whose product is annotated as Ssy1p. Gene Ontology annotation, biological process: amino acid transmembrane transport. Bases 1 to 2622 code for a protein of 873 amino acids. The transcript has a single exon. Gene Ontology annotation, cellular component: membrane. Lineage: Eukaryota; Fungi; Ascomycota; Pichiomycetes; Serinales; Debaryomycetaceae. Gene Ontology annotation, molecular function: amino acid transmembrane transporter activity. The record is from RefSeq and is a predicted model, not a curated record.
AUGACCGACCCAGAAGGGUCAGAAAGUGAUUCAAGCUCAUCAUUGAUUCAUGAAAAUAUACUUUUCCCCAGUCUAGGCAAUGGAAGAAACAAAAACCACAGAAAUAAACUGGCAAAACUAAGAGAUGACGUUUGUCUGUUAGAUUCAGACUCAAAUUCAGUUAAUCAUUUAAGAAACACAUUCAUAGCACAAGAGCGCCAACUUCCUUCAGCAGAUGACUAUGCUUUGGAAGAAGUUGACUUGUCUGAUGUUCUGCCGUUGAAUAGUCGACGUCAUUUGGUAUCACCUUUUUCAACUUCAAGUAGUGACAACGUUUCGCUAGAUAGUUCAAUAAUGAACAAAAUUGCAUCAAGUAUAUCGAAAAAUGGCGAUGACGUGGUCGAGCAAACAGGGAAGUUUAAAUAUUUGCGACUAUAUGAAAAAUGGAGAAAGGCAAAGAGUUUAGAUCAAAGAUCCAUGAAUUCAGCUGAUUUUGGGCUGAAUGGUCAAGAUAUACCACUACAAACAAUGGGUUCUCGAGCGUCUUCUGUUUUUAAUUUAUCUCAACUAGAUGAUUUCACCAGAUAUGUUAAAGAAACAUCUUUGAAUGACAGGAUAUUUCAUGAUUUACAAAAGAGACUACCGCACAAACAAGGGGAUCAACUGGGUGAAGAAAGUUUACAAAAUUAUUUGGAUGUUGUUGAUGAGAAAGAUUUGGCCGACAAGUUUUAUCCUACACAAGAAGAGGAAGAGGAACAAGGAGAUCGAAACAAAAGAAGACUAUUCUCCAAAAGAAGCAAGAAGAAAUCUUUAGGAAUGUCCAUGGAGUCACGGACGGGAACAAGUGAUGUUUUAGAUUCAUCCUCGAGUUCAGAUGUUGUCAGUGAUGACCCCCGUUUUCUUCAACGUAAGUUGUCGGUUAGACAUUUACAAAUGAUUUCUUUUGGAGGCACCAUUGGUGUUGGGUUGUUUUUGAAUUCAGGAAAAGCAAUUGCCAUGGCUGGAGGGUUUGGUGCCCUGUUGGCGUUUACCAUAGUGGGGACACUAGUUUUAUGUACAAUAAUGUCAUUUUGUGAAAUGGUUACUUUUGUUUCAGUUAUUGAUGGUGUUUCAGGGCUUUCGUCACGAUUUAUAGAUGAUGCAUUUGGGUUUGCUGCUGGAUGGCUAUACUUUUUAAGUUUUUCUACCGGGGUGGCAGGAGAAAUAGUCGCUGGUGUUAUUAUGUUGUCGUAUUAUCCCCAUUUGAGUACAGCAACAAGUACUGCAUCCACGGCUGGGUUUGUUACCCUAUUUCUUGUUUUGAUUUUGGGAAGUAACUUGGUACAUAUUCAAUUUUUUGGUGAGUUGGAGUACAUGUCGAGUCUAGUGAAAAUGAUUUGGGCAAUUAUUAUGAUGAUUGUAAUGAUAGUUUUAAAUCGAGGUGGAUUUCCCAAUACCCCAGUGUUGGGGUUCAAAUACUGGCAAUACCUGAAAUCUGAUUUUGCAAACAAUAUAAUCUUUGGCUUAUUCCGACCAGCAUUUAAUCUUCAUGAUGAUGGUACGAGUGCUCCCAGUGAAGGUAUUGGUGGCGAUAAAGGUAGGUUUAUGUCAUUGUUGACAGCGAUUUUGGUAGUAUGCUACGCAUAUAGUGGAACAGAAAUUGUUUGCAUUGCUGCAUGUGAAGCCAAGAAUCCCAGAAAGGCAUUGCCAUCAGCAACGAGAAGGGUGUUUUGGAGAAUCAUUAUAUUCUACGUUUUAUCAGCAUUUUUGGUGUCCCUUAAUGUCUAUGCUGGUGAUCCACGGCUAUUACGAUAUUUCCUGGGUAAAACUGGAAUCGACCCUUCUGAGUAUGCCACCAAUCCAGCUGUUAUUCAGGCCGGUGGUGAACAUUGUUCGAUUGACUAUAAGGUCGUUGCUGGGUAUGGCAGUGGUGCCCAAAGUCCAUGGAUAGUGGCACUACAAAGCUCUAGCUUGUGUCAAUUUAGUUCCAUAACAAACGCAUUUUUGGUAUUCUUUGCUGUUAGUUGUGGGAAUGCUCAAUUAUACGUCAGUUCGAGGACUGCCUAUUCUUUGGCACUACAGGGGAAGGCACCAAAAUUACUCACAUACUGUAAUAGAUUUGGAAUACCUUACAAUGCGGUAUUAUUUGCAGGAUCCUUUGGAUUGUUGGCAUUUGCUUGCGUCAAUGAAUCGGCAACCGUGGUUUUCCAAAAUCUCACCAGUUUAAUUGCAUCAUCAGGCAUUUUUGUGUGGUUUACAAUGUGUCUAACGUUUGUUAGAUUCUAUUACGGAUUGAAAAGAAGGCCUGACAUUUUGGAUAGAAAUGAUAAAUCAUAUCCCUAUAAAUCACCUUUCCAACCAUAUUCUGCUAUUGUUGGGUGUAUAGGAACAUUAUUUAUUCUUUUUUCUAUGGGGUUUGUGGUGUUUUUGAAAGGUGAGUGGAACACAAUGUUUUUCUUUUCAAGUUAUGGGUCAAUAAUGAUAUUUACAGUUCUUUACGUUGGUUACAGAUUCAUUAGAGGCACAUCGGUGCCCAGUUUGGAUAAAUUGGACUUUGAUUCUGGGCGCACCGAGAUGGACAGAUACAUAUGGGAUGGAGGGCGAAGUUACAAUAAGAGAAAUGUCAAAGAAGUUGCGCAUAAACUAGUGUCGUUUCUUGCAUGA